Molecule: messenger RNA, 312 nt
Organism: Sclerotinia sclerotiorum 1980 UF-70
Lineage: Eukaryota; Fungi; Ascomycota; Leotiomycetes; Helotiales; Sclerotiniaceae
Exons: 4
Coding region: 1-312 (103 amino acids)
Source: RefSeq, a predicted model, not a curated record
AUGCACAUGAGUCUGAACCAGAAAUGCUGUUUUAUGAUACUGGGUUCCGAAUUGGGAUUGGAUAUAUUAUACCAAGCCCCUCCUGUUGUCCGCACCACCCCGACCGGAAUAAAAUAUGGCAAUCGGCGAAAGAGAAUGGUGUAUUCUUAUAUCGUGCUUGGAUGCCGUUAUCGAAGUCUUGUCAGUGCAGCUAUCAGUCUCUCAGUGAGUCCGACUAUCAAAAAAAAUGAUGGGACGGCAACCCCAGCUCUCGGAGCAAAGUUGCGAACGCGUCGUGCAGCUCCUGUUGUCGUAUCACCUAAUGCACCAUAG